UCAGAGCGACUACCCAGUCAAAGCAACAAGGCCGGCUUGCUUCACCUGUGUGCCUAUAAAUACGUCUCCUCUAAUGAGAAUUGACUGGUGAAGUGUAUCAUUUUGAGAGUCUAAAUUCACCACUCUAUCCUAUGGGGCUUCACCUUCCAGCAUCCUGUGUGUGUUCUCGCUGAGUCUCUGCUCCAUUUCCACCAUAGUUUCUAGACCUUUCCGUAGAAGCUGUAUGUGUAGUACGGCUGGUAUCUGUGGUGUGUUCAAGUUUCUUGAGCAGUUUCGGAGGACUUCGAUACAAGAUUGAGGAUGCACUGGAGCUCCUGGAACGGUGGCUAUAAUCUGUGACCUCGGAACCUUGAGGAGGAUAUCUAUAUUAAUAUAGAAAUAAGUUCAGCGUCGCCUUGCCUCAACUUCGUUAGUUGAUCGCACCACUCAAGGUGCUGACAAAUUCCUACGCCAUCUUGAUUUUCGCGCCAGACGCUGCACCUCCUGAUCAGGCGUUGUUGCACAAAAUCCUCCCCAUUCGUAGAAUAUUACUUUCGAACUCUUUGUUUCCACCUGAUACAUCGCAAGAUCCGUGAGAAGGCUAAAUGGAGAACCAAGAGGUAUUCACUUACUACACGGGAGGUCCUCCUCCGAAUUGGUUGGAUAGGGAUUCAUGGUAUGCCCCAGUUACGGUGGCCCCAGCUGAAACAAUGCCGCCGGUUGGACUGAGGAAGCUGGAGUUGAAAGUGGACAUGUGUUGCAUGAAAUGUGCGGAAAUUGUGUCGGAAGAAAUCAGAGAAUUACCUGGAGUGCUGGAUGUACAGGUGGACUACAAGCUCAAGAAAGUGACAGUGAUUGGGAUGCCAUUCGAACCUGAUGUGCUGAAACGCGCGAAGAAGGUGGACAAGAAAGCACAUUGGUGGCCUCCGCCAGCGCCCGAACCUGCACCCGCACCCCCUCCACCUCCCCCACCCGCACCAAUAAUAGUUCAGUGUAACUGCACCUGCAAAUGUAAGCUGGAGGAUCCCCCCAAGGAAGAGAAAAAAGAGGAUGAGAAGAAGGAAGAAAUCAAGGAGGAAAAGAAAGAGGAGGAGAAGAAGGAAGAGGAGAAGAAAGAGGAGAAGAAAGAGGAGGAGAAGAAGGAAGAGAAGAAAGAGGAGCCCAAGAAGGAAGAAGAGAAGAAAGAGGAGCCCAAGAAGGAAGAGAAGCCUGCACCACCACCACCAGCUCCUGCCCCUACACCACCAGAGCCCCAACCGAGGAUAUUCCCCCCCUUUGAAUACAAUGUGGGGAACUUCCCCAUGUAUGACUACCACCCCAGCCAAGCCUACAACCCUCUCCUCCCUUACAGCCCUUACCCUUACGCGCGCCCCAUCUACUACGAUUGGCCCCACUUUCGAACUGCAGAAGGCGCUGGGGCUGCGUUUCUUCCACCUCCCAAACCCAGUGCUUACCAAACCGUCGGGGACUUCUGGAACAUUUUCCAACCUCCGUAAAGAACCACCCCGUUUCCCUCAUUCUCACCUUCCUUUGUAUAUGUUUACACUGAUAUAGUUGGUAGUUUUGUUCCGUAGACUUGAUCAGCUUUCCAUUGUGUGGUGUGGUAGGAGAUCCAAUCUCGUAAACUGGAGAGUGGUUAUUCCUAGUUGGAACCUUUGAGGCAUUAUGUCCCGGGUGGCCACGCUUGAAUCUUGUACUCCUAGUUCUAUGUGGGUUUGAGCAAUAGGGGAGGGAGGUGACUUGAUCCAACUGAGGUCUACCUCUUUGCGAGCUUGGUCUUCCCUGCUAUGUACUGGUUGUACCUGACAUUAGACAGAAGCUGGAGAGCCGGAUUUAAUUGUUUAAUUGGCCGAUUCUUGAAGAAAAAAGCCAAAAAGAAAAGAAAAAGAAUUAAUGAGUCUUUGCUAUGAAAGGCAGGACCGACCUCAACAUCAUUAGGGCGGUGGUGUAAGUUUCCUUCGCAGCCAAAGGUUUUGGAACCUCUACUUCACCUGUGUGCUCAUGGUGCAGAGCCAAGCUUUUAAUAUAUUUUUCCCAGUUCGUACCCUUGGUUUGACCUCUUCGCAGCUGUUCUAAGAAAGGCAAUAGACAUGGAAAAAUUGCAGUGGUAUGUUGACGCCUUUUUCUUGAAAAAAGCUGAAAGGACCAAAGACCUCUUUGGGACCACAUUCUGAUCACCUACUUUUAUCUCCUACUUCAGGUAGUAUAGUCACUUCAGAAUAACUAGAGCCAGAUGUUAUUGCAUCUUCAGGGAGACUAUUCUCCUCGUAUGUCUUAUGGAAAGAACCAGGGAGCUAAUUAUAGUUCCAUGUAGGCCACAGUAUCCUCCAGUCACAGCAAGGAGUUUGUGUAGGUUAUUUAGGAGGAGAGCACCUGGCGGCCGAUGUCGUAAAUCAAAAGCCGUAUCUGAAACGCGAAGAUUAUUGAAUCAAGAAGAACCCAGCCUGGGAUGUGUGUAAAAAGAAUUACUUGCGAUAAUAUGCAACAAUUUCUGG
Molecule: messenger RNA, 2474 nt
Organism: Physcomitrium patens
Lineage: Eukaryota; Viridiplantae; Streptophyta; Bryopsida; Funariales; Funariaceae
Molecular function (GO): metal ion binding
Source: RefSeq, a predicted model, not a curated record